CCGGUCUAUUGGAGCGGUUGUCAGGGAAACCCGCCUUCAGCAGGACUGUUUCAGUGGAAGGUGUUCAGUUCAGCUCUGUUCUGCUUCAGUCAGAUGACAGACCGCCGGUAGCCGCGGGUUUUCGGUGAAUUCACGUCUUUUCUUUCGGUUCCGGUGACUUGAAGCCCGGUCCAACAUGACCCAACAGGCCGCGGCUCUGCAGACCUACAACAACGAACUGGUCAAGUGUAUCGAGGACCUUCACUCCAGACGGGACGAGCUGAACCGUCAGAUAAAUCAGGAGGAGGAGGAGAGGGAGCGUCUGCAGCACGACAUCGGCGUCCUGACCGAGAAACUGAGCCGAGUCAACGACAGUCUGACGCACAGACUGAGCACCAGGGCCACGCUGGAGCGAACCAUCGCAGAGAGCCAGGCCGCAUACACCAAGAUCCUGGAGAGUUCCCAGUCCCUCCUCAGCGUCCUGAAGCAAGAGGCCGGAAACCUGAGCAGAGCCACAGAACCACGCAGACGGGACCACUGACUGGGACCAGGACCCAGGACCAGGACCCUGAACCAGGAGCACAGCCACAGAACCACGCAGACGGGACCACUGACUGGGACCAGGACCCAGGACCAGGAGCACAGCCACAGAACCACGAAGACAGGACCACUGACCUGGACCAAGACCCUGAACCAGGAGCAGAGCCAAGAACCAUACAGAUGGGACCACUGACCGGUACUGGGACCAGGAACCUGAACCAGAACCAGAACCCUGCUUGCCCUCCGUUCAUGGCCCGUUCUUUAAUAUGUGAUUGUUUUAUUGCACAGAACUUAUUUAAUGUAAAUUCUAUAAAUUUUCCAAUAAAAAUGGUGUGACUUUUAUACGUAAAAGCAGCUGAUUCCAGUUU
Sphaeramia orbicularis (orbiculate cardinalfish) is the source of this 887-nucleotide messenger RNA. RefSeq names its product Sjoegren syndrome nuclear autoantigen 1 homolog. The transcript is spliced from 3 exons. Gene Ontology annotation, cellular component: axon; centrosome; ciliary basal body. Gene Ontology annotation, biological process: axon extension. The record is from RefSeq and is a predicted model, not a curated record. Bases 176 to 520 code for a protein of 114 amino acids. Lineage: Eukaryota; Metazoa; Chordata; Actinopteri; Kurtiformes; Apogonidae.